Myripristis murdjan (pinecone soldierfish) is the source of this 1698-nucleotide messenger RNA. Its product is annotated as THAP domain-containing protein 5-like. The transcript has 5 exons. The coding region runs from base 114 to 1391 and encodes 425 amino acids. NCBI's taxonomy places the organism in Eukaryota, Metazoa, Chordata, Actinopteri, Holocentriformes, Holocentridae. The record is from RefSeq and is a predicted model, not a curated record.
CGCGUCAAACAGCUGAUCGUCAGCGAUGCGCCACAGGUUGACAACACACACGUUUCACCUUGUUGUGGAGUCGGGUUCAAGACGACAGCAGCACACAGCCAGCUCGGCCUGAGAUGCCGAAAUACUGUUCCGCCCCGAGCUGUAAGAAUGACUCGGGAAACAACAGCGACAGGAAAAGCUUCUACAAGUUCCCGCUGCACCACCCAGACAGGUUGCAGCAGUGGUUAAAGAACAUGGGACGGGAGAACUGGGUUCCCUCUCAGCACCAGUACAUUUGCCACGAACAUUUCACGGCCUCUUGCUUCAAAGUUCGAUGGGGGAUCCGGUACCUGGAAAACGACGCCGUGCCCACGCUCUUCCAGGGGCCUGAGAAACGGAGAGGCGUGGAUCACAGUGAGAAGAAACCAAAACGGCCUCGUGGUAAUGGUAACCUAAGCAUAACGGUGUCAGGUGAUGGGACACUGGCAGCUGAUGCCGUAGAGCUGGACAGUAGCAUCGGCAUGGUGCAGCUGUACGAAACCACCAUCGAUACUUCACAACCUGGAGAAACCGUGUUGGUGGAGUCAAGCGAUGCUACAGAUUCCCUCCAGACGGACCUGAACCCACCAGCAUCUGUGAGCGGAUUUGCAGGUGAGGGCCAAGAGGAACUGCUCAGUGGGAUCACAGCGGCCAUAAUAACUCAGGGUCCUCGGCUGGUAGUGAGCGACUCCACACCAAACCACACAGAAGAGACUCUCGGCUCUCCGGGUGUAUGUGAAGAUGUCAUUUCUACCGUGGAGGAGCCCGCUCUCUUCCACAGCGACCACGAAGCUCAGGUCAUCGCCUACUUUGAGACGAUACCCAAUGUUUUACCCAGCGGGACCUCGGUGCAGUUCGCCGUCCCCUCGGACACGGUGCUGUCGUCCGCCCUCGACUCCAAGCCCAUCGCCUCCACUCUGCCGAUAGUGUCCAAACACGUGCCGCCGCCCCCCGCCUCGCUGGUCCUCACCAUGGAGAGGCUCGGCGCCGAGCACGCAGAGGGAGAUGGGAGUGGAUCAGGGGAGGACGGCCCUGAGCGGAACGACCACAAGCUGGAGGAACACUGCUACCACAAGAACAGCCUGAGUAAGGAGCAGCUGGAGGCGAUCGUGGCAGAGCUGCAGAAGAAGGUGAAGGUGCUACAGCAGCGACACCGACGGCACCUGGAGAAGCUGCUGUCGCUGGAGAAUACCGUCAGCCAGCUGAGACAAAACAAUCUGCUGAAUGAGGAGCGACUGCAGCUGCUAGAGAGGGCCUACAUAGAGACGAGUGCAGCUGUCUCAGAGGCGGGGGAGACGGUGGCCAUCAUUUACGAGGAGGACAACACUGCAUACUUAUACACGCCUCUGAAUGAUGGAGAGGAAGAGAUGUGAGGCCAGACGGAGUGCUGGGCUUUAGUGGCUUACACUGUUUUAAACAAAAUGCUACCUAAUUGUUUUCCUUGGCUUUCCUAUGUCUGAACAAACCCUGACUAUGGUACAGUACGUGGUGGCAGCACAUGUUUGAUCUGCUGUCAAAUUUGCACUAAUAUGUAUGAGUAAUUUGGGACAAUGGUGGAUGUGUUUUAAGUUUUUUUUCUUAUUUGGAACCCCCCCUACCCCUGCCACUGUUUGAUUUAGGUAUUUUGGGUUGUUUGUUUCCAUUAUUGUACAUAUAUUAAACAAUAUUGUUUCCAUUUUC